UCGUCGCAAAAAGAUUUCUAUCGCGCAUUGGCUCAUGCUAAGCAUAAAAGGACGGAAAUUUCGAAUUCCUUUCAAACCGAAGCUCCAUACAAGCAGAUUUCAAUGUUGCGUAAAUACCGUGUCGGUGAGCUUCCAGACAUAGAAAUUAAACAUUCGGACAUAAUUGGUCCGCUACAGGCACUGGCACAGCGCGACCUGGAAAUAUCUCGCAUGUUAUUCACCUCAAUCUUUGUUUCAAUUUAUAAUCAUGUUGAUGAUCAUGUUGAUAUGGAACCCAAUGUGCAAGAAGAAUACAAGAAUUCGAUUGCUCAAAAUAUCCAAUCUAUUUUCAUCAACUCAACCACAUAUUUCCCACCGUUGAUAAACAGUUGUUUGAGGAUCUGUUUCGAAGCCGUCGACAUAAAAGUGGAUCCAACGGUUAUAAGAAAAGCUAGUGAAAUCAGUUCAACCGAAUCAUUAGGGAUUAGUUUAAUCGAGCGGCAAUUAUUGCGCUUCAUUUCACCAAGAGGGUCAAAAAGGGUUCGUGCUACUGAUUCCGGAACCGCCGCUGAAAGUAUGCUUCCUUGGGUGGAGUUGGCAUACCUUUAUAAAUCGAUCGAUGGGCACGACGUCUACAAGAGCAUUUAUGAGUGUCACAUUGCUCAUAGUCAGGUGACCAAGGAUGCUCUCAAUGCUGAGCUUAUUGGUGACUAUGCUUCGGCGUGUCAGCUUUAUUUGGACGCCCUUGGCCAUGAGGACGUGGACGUCGACAAUAACGAGAUCAGAGUGUGGGAGGAAGGUAGAUUCGAAUGUUUUAUCAAGCUUUCACAAUGGGAAAGCCUGGCUGACACUGUGUUGAUUGACAUCGAUAAAAGUUUUGAUAAACUCUGGGAAGAUGAAUAUCAGGAUCCAUAUCUUCAAUACUUCAUGCACAGCAUGUUUAAGUUAGCCCAUGGCACUGACGACCACGACUUUCAUCGUCAAAUGUUUUUGGAUUUCAUUGAAAAUGCUAUGACCGAUCCGGAUCGUAAGACACUUCUGACUUCUCAGUACCCAAUAGAGUUGGCGUUGACAUCGAUUGCUCGAAACGAAUUUGCGCAGGCGCGAUCAUACGUACAAAAAGCAUAUGAUAGUUUUUUAUUCAACUGGUCGACUCUGCAUCCUUUGGCAUUGGGCAUCAGAUUAGACAAAUUGAGCUCGUUGCAGCAGAUUGUUGAAAUGGAAGAGUACAUAAACCUCGUGCAAUCCUCGAAUAGGUCAGAAAAUUGGGAGAAAUUAGUCGCUCAUUGGAUUAAAAGAUAUCCCUCAAAGCAACUUGAUCCUACCAAUACUUGGGAUGACAUAAUAACAUGUCGCCAUUCCAUCAUUGACAACAUGUUGAAUUGGUUGGAGAAUGACCGAAAGUUCAAUUCGGUUAUGAAUAUUCUUGAAAACCAAGGCCUGUUGAAAAUGUCUUCAGCUGCAAGAGUUCAGGGAAAUUUUGCGGUCGCUCGUGAAUGUCUCAAAAAAGGUCGAUCUCUAGAUCUUCGUUCUACGAACGACUUCAAAUAUCAUCAAUUUAAGCUUAAUCUUAAAGAGUCCAUAACUACUUCUGAUUCCAAAAAGCGGAUCGACAUUCUAUUGGCCAUGGCUGACGAAUUUGGAAGACUGGAGAUUUCCGACGUAAAAAUUAAUAUGAAAUGCCGAAUUAUUGAGAGUGAAACAUAUUCUCUUCUGACGGCUGAAUUCGACAAACCCGAAUCUACUACGAGUUACCCUUCUCUCAAAGGUCGUAAGCAAAGUUUUAUGAAGUCCGGAUUUGAUCUUUUGAACAACAUAUCCGAAAAAGCGGUGCUGCACCUUAAAUCUUCUAAUCAAGCCAAGGUCUUUGUCAAAUUUGCAAAAUUCUGCGAUCAUUUUCUUCGUUCUUUGGAAUCCAACGAUGACCUACAUAAUGUGACCUUUGAUAAAGACCUGUAUGCAUCCACCGUUAUACAGAACAUUUUGCAAGCAAUGGAUUAUGGAUCCAAAGAAGCUUUAGAAUUCUUUCCACGAUUGCUUCAAAUAAUUGACAUUUAUGAGCGAUCUCAAGGAACUUUUGAAGAGAAGGUAAAAUCAUUCGGGCCCGUGUGGAGGUUUAUUCGGUGGAUCCCACAAAUUGUAGCUGUUUUGGAUAAGCCCACCGCCCAAUGCGUUUUCCCAAUACUUUUCGAGCUCUCGAGAUUAUAUCCAAAGAGCUUAUACUACCCCUUGAAAAUCAGCAGCGAUCAUUAUAAAUUUGAUGAGAGAAACAGAGCCGUACGGGAAAAUAAAAACAAAAUUCAGCAGUUAAAGCAAAUUAUUAAGAGUGAUGUGAUAGACACCCUAAUAGGAGAACUUGAGAGGCUCACCAAUCCAGAAACUGUUUUUUACAGUUGGUGCCUAACAAUCAAUCAAUACAUCAGGGAAAUGACCAACGGUAUAGAUCGGUCUGAGGAUAUAAAGGCAUCAUUCAUGGAAAUGAAAGCAUUUUUAGAAUUUGCCGAAAGUCAUUCUGGUUAUAUCAAUAAAAUCUGCGGCACCGACGGAAUAAAUUUAACCAAAAUGAAUAAUCAAAAAUUCCGAGAAGUAAUUUGGAGUUAUCAUGAGAAAUCCAUUAAACCGAUGGAGAAGAAGAUAUUUGGAGUCAGUCUGUUGAAAUUUUAUUCUCCAUGGCUUGCCGAGUUUUCUUCGUCAAAUAUAGAUGAGGAUAUCGAAAUUCCAGGUCAAUAUGAUGGGCUAACUAUUCCAGACCCAACCCGUCACGUCAAGAUAGCACAUUUUGAUCCUAAACUGCUUGUGUUACGAUCAAUGAGAAAGCCCAAGAAAAUAACUAUCCUGGGAACGGAUGGCAAUGAGUAUCCGUUUCUGGUGAAGGGAGGUGAAGAUCUACGACUGGAUCAAAGGGUUCAACUGCUGUUCACCGUCAUGAAUGAAUUAAUGCGCAAAGAUUUUUAUUGCUCCCAGCGAAAAAUAGCGUUAAGAACAUACAAGGUUGUACCUAUGACCGGUAGCCUAGGAAUAAUAGAGUGGAUACCCGAUACCGAACCAAUUAAACAGAUCAUCGAAAAAGAACUCUUUAAUCAAAAUACCAUUUGUGAUAGUCAGUUUGAGCAUGACAAUUGGGUGAAAGAUAAUUAUCAAAGUUACCAAAAAAUGUUUACGAAAGUAAACCGUGAAGAAGUCGUUAAACACAUGAUGAAACUUCAAAGUAUGAUCAAUGGAAAUUCUCUCAAAAAAGCAUUAUACAAGCUUGCGGCUUCACCAGAAGUUCACUUGUCAAUUCGUGCGGAGUUCGUAAAAAACCUUGCUGCCAUAAACGUUUGUGGCUAUUUGAUCGGCAAUGGCUCCCUAAUUUCAAUUGAUUUUGGUCACGCCUUUGGGUCUGCAACGGAGACACUCGAAGUUCCAGAAUUAGUUCCUUUUAGACUUACCAGGCAGAUAGAAUCUUUGAUGGAGCCUUUGGGUUCCAAAGGUCUUUUAGAAUACCCAAUGAUCAAAAUAAUGCAAAUCAUGCAUGCGAAUAAAGAUAUAUUGUUAAAUUCAAUGGAGAUCUUUGUCAAAGAACCUUUAUUGGAUUGGCAAAUACGAGCAAGAAGAAAAGCCAAUAAUCAAAAAAAUCCAGAAAGCAGUGAAAUCGAUAAUGAAAAGGCACAUACAGCAGAAUGGUAUCCACGUCAAAAGUUGGAUAUCGCCCAACGUAAACUUAGCGGCGAAAAUCCUGCAUACAUCAUCUGCGAAGAAUUGUUGGCCGGACAUUCGAAUAAAAAUUUUAUAAAACACAUUCAAUCCAUAGCCAAGGGAAGUCCCGAGCAUAAUGUCAGAGCCCGUAUACCACGAAAAUGUAGUAGCGUUAAGGAACAGGUUGAAUGUUUGAUUGAUCUCGCAACGGAUCCUUUUGUACUCGGUGUAAUGUAUGUGGGUUGGUAUUUGGUCAUUAUGGCAAAGUACUUUUAG
Messenger RNA from Acaulospora morrowiae, 3933 nucleotides. The record is from the annotation of a GenBank genome assembly. Lineage: Eukaryota; Fungi; Glomeromycota; Glomeromycetes; Diversisporales; Acaulosporaceae.